AACGAAGUGGUGUAAUGGUCUAUUAAACGCAAUAUAUGUUAUAGCAAUCUGAACUAAAAAAAUUUUGGUGUUAGAAAGUUCGUGUCAAACUGAAUACACCCUAUUCAGGAUAAGAAAGCAAAGAAUUAAUAGCAAAUUCAAUUUCACUACUCAAUUGAAAAUAUGCAAUCCAACAACGGUUCUGUCGCGCAAAGCAUUGAAUCAUUGGCUGCCAACAACAGCAGCAAGGAGGAAUCUACUUUAGAUGCCAUACUCAUACGUUUAGGGGAAUUUGGGCGCUUUCAGAUCGUCAUACUUGUACUAACUUGCCUGCCAGUUCUAUUUAAUGCCGUAUCAUCGAUCACAUAUAUUUUCACAGCUGGAAAUGUGGCGCACAGGUGCAAUCUCACGGAAUGCGACGGGUCACAGAGCGCUUACGAUGAGCCAUGGGUUAAAUAUGCCAUACCAUUAAAGGGCCAUGAUCUAGAUCAGUGUCAACGAUACGCAAACAUUGCUAGAAACUGGACCAUUACAAGUGAAGAUGAACAAUAUUGUCCGGCAGAUUUAUUUGAUGAGAAGAAGACGCAGAACUGUCCCGACAAUAAUUUCAUAUUUCGCGAUGACGAAGUGACCAUAUCGAAUGAUUUCGGCAUCUACUGCAAUGAUGAGUGGAAGCUGACGCUCACCGGUACCAUUAAUAAUGUUGGACAAUUUGUCGGUAUACCAUUAGGUGGUUUGAUAUCGGAUAAAUACGGUCGUCGUAAUGCACUCGCGCUUGGCGGCAUGCUGAGCGCCUUAUUUGGGAUUAUGCGCUCGUUUACUACCUCCUAUGUGCCAUUUCUGGUCUUCGAGUUCCUCGACAACGUCGCCAAUAGCUCACUCUAUUCCAUUUGCUUUAUUAUAGGCAUUGAGCUGGUGGGUCCCAGCAAGCGCGUAUUUGCCUGCAGUGUAAUUACGAUCUUCUACGCUAUCGGCGAAAUGCUCUUAGCCGUGGUCUCUAUGUACUUUCCGAAUUGGCGUAUUAUGCUACGUAUAUUCUACAUACCGGCAUUGGCUAUGAUCUCUUAUUACUGGGUACUGCCGGAGAGCGUGCGUUGGCUGCUAAGUCAGGGACGUGAAACCGAAGCUACCGACAUACUGAAGCGUGUGGCGCAAAAAAAUAAACGUAGACUUUCCGAUGCAACGUUGGAUAAAUUGAUUUUGGCGAAUCGUGGGAAGCUAAGCAGUCAAAGCGGUGGUGGUUUCCCUUUGCGUGAGGCUUUCGGCAAAUUAUUAUUUCGUAUUGCAAACUGUUCGCUCUCAUGGGUAGUGACGGUGCUUGUCUACUAUGGCCUCAGUUUGAACUCGGUGCUAUUGGGUGGUAAUAAAUAUUACAAUUUCAUAUUGAUUGCGCUUGUGGAAAUUCCCGGAUUUUUUAUGCCCUGUCUGACGAUAGAUCGAUAUGGUAGACGAUAUUCACUAUGUGGUUUUAUGUUACUCAGUGGCAUAUGCUGUCUGUGUACGGUGCUUGUGCAUUCAGAAAAAUAUUAUCUACAGUUGAGCUUGUUUUUAGUGGGUAAGCUUGCAAUCACCGCAGCGUUCCAAGUUUUAUACUUUUUCACUUCGGAAAUAUUUCCCACGAACUUGCGCAACAGUUUGAUGUCUUUUUGCUCGAUGGUUGGCCGUUUUGGUUCAAUGGUAGCGCCACAGACGCCUUUGUUGGCUAAAUAUUAUGAGAAUGUGCCAGCCAUAAUAUUUGCCGUUUGUGCUCUAGUCAGUGGUUGUUUGGCGCUGCUCUUUCCAGAAACUUCAAAUACAAUAUUACCGACGACAGUGCACGAGGCGGAUAAAAUUGGCAAUAGUAAAUCGUCGGAAAACCCAAACAGCAGCAAGUUUAAUUUAGAUAAUGAAAGUACUUAUAUGUAAUUAGUUAUUUAAAAAGUGUAUUGAUUUAGUAAUUUUAGAAUAAAAAUGAAA
Bactrocera latifrons is the source of this 1935-nucleotide messenger RNA. Its product is annotated as organic cation transporter protein-like. Gene Ontology annotation, biological process: transmembrane transport. The record is from RefSeq and is a predicted model, not a curated record. Bases 163 to 1884 code for a protein of 573 amino acids. Gene Ontology annotation, cellular component: membrane. Lineage: Eukaryota; Metazoa; Arthropoda; Insecta; Diptera; Tephritidae. Gene Ontology annotation, molecular function: transmembrane transporter activity. The transcript is spliced from 7 exons.